Messenger RNA from Lotus japonicus, 3965 nucleotides. RefSeq names its product ATPase family AAA domain-containing protein At1g05910. The record is from RefSeq and is a predicted model, not a curated record. The transcript is spliced from 11 exons. NCBI's taxonomy places the organism in Eukaryota, Viridiplantae, Streptophyta, Magnoliopsida, Fabales, Fabaceae. Gene Ontology annotation, cellular component: nucleus. The coding region runs from base 239 to 3874 and encodes 1211 amino acids. Gene Ontology annotation, biological process: positive regulation of transcription by RNA polymerase II. Gene Ontology annotation, molecular function: chromatin binding; ATP binding; ATP hydrolysis activity.
CACCACUAAUAAACAGAACAGAAGGGUUUUGGUUUGGACUGAGAGUUGAGACUGUGAGAGGAAAACAAAAACAGCGUUGCGUUUCAUCUCCUUCAUUCUUCAACCUUCUUCUCUGAAACCCUAACCUAACCUCCCUUCACACACACACUUUCAUUCAUUCUUCUCGAUCAGGUGUGAUUGACCGGGAUAUGCUGAUCGUGUGAUUUUUUUUUUCAAAUUAUAAAGUUAGUGUUUUUUAAUGUAUCCCAAAAGGCCUAGCCAAGAUAGCCCUGCUGCUGGGCCGGUGCGCACAAGUGAUAGGAUCAAGUCGAGGCCAAAUGUUUAUGGCCGGCCCUUCUUAUAUUACAACUCAAAUCUUAGGCGUUCUAGGAAAACCAAGAUCAAGACAAGGACUGCUGCUUCGCAGAUUGCUAAGAUAUUGCGGCCAGGAAAUCGGAAAGCACAUGAUUCAAAUAAUUCCGGCUCUGUCAAAGGCUCUGCCAACCUUCGGCGCUCAACUAGGAAGAGAAAAGCUAAUUUGCAUUUUCAAGAUUUCACAGACAGCUCUGGAGAGGAUGAAGACUUAAUGAGACCCACAUAUCGACAAUUGAGAAACCGGAUUAACAAGGUCAGUCGGAAUGAUUUAAUGUCUUCUAAGCGCAAAAGAACAGUGGAGACUAAUGCAAGACCUCUACGUGAAGGUUUACGACCUCGUCGUUCAAAGGAUGCUGCAAGAAAACAAAUAAUUUUAGAGUCAGAUGAUGAGCAAAACCUUUCAGAAGACAAGGUUGAACAAGAUGAAGCAGAAAAUGGAAAUGAUGUCGAGGAAAAUGAUGCAGAUGAUGGUGAAAAUGAGGAUGAGGGAGAUGCUGAGGGUGAAGAUGAAGGAGAGGAUGAAGGUGAUGAAGAUGGUGAUGAUGAAGAGGGUGAAGAUGAAGGAGAGGAUGAAGGUGAGGAAGAACAGGAUGGAAGAAGGCGCUAUGAUCUGCGAAAUCGUCCUGAUGUCCGCAGGUUCUCUAUGGAUGAAGGGAAGGCCCAGCCAAGAUCUCCUAGAAGAGUAUUGCAUCAAGGUAUGGGAACUAAGGUCAGCAGGGAUGUAAGAAAGGGUGGAUCACGAGUUCAUAAGCGUCACCGCUCAGCUAGACUUGAAGAUUCUGAUGACUCCCUUCUCGUGGAUGAGUUGGACCAAGGCCCUGCUAUUCCAUGGGGGCGAGGUGGCAGUAGAUCUGGCCCACCUUUUCUUUUUGGGGGCUUGGACACGCAUGGAACAACAACAUGGGGAUUAAAUCUUGCUGCAUCAGGUUGGGGUCAUCAGGCUGAUGCUUUGGCUUCUCUAACAUCUGGGAUUCAAACUGCUGGGCCAAGCUCUAAAGGAGGGGCAGAUAUUCAACCCUUACAGAUUGAUGACAGUGUUAGUUUUGAUGAUAUAGGUGGGCUCUCUGAAUACAUUGAUGCUCUAAAGGAAAUGGUUUUCUUUCCAUUGUUGUAUCCAGAUUUUUUUGCAAGUUACCACAUAACUCCACCUAGGGGUGUGUUGUUGUGCGGGCCCCCUGGCACAGGGAAAACAUUAAUUGCAAGAGCUUUGGCUUGUGCUGCUUCAAAAGCUGGACAAAAGGUUAGCUUUUACAUGCGCAAAGGAGCGGAUGUGCUAAGCAAGUGGGUUGGUGAGGCUGAAAGACAGUUGAAACUACUCUUUGAGGAAGCACAAAGGAAUCAGCCUUCUAUUAUCUUCUUUGAUGAAAUAGAUGGACUUGCACCUGUGAGGUCUAGCAAGCAAGAGCAAAUUCACAAUUCCAUUGUGUCCACUUUGCUUGCUUUGAUGGAUGGUCUUGAUUCCCGUGGACAAGUUGUUUUAAUUGGAGCUACCAAUAGGAUUGAUGCCAUUGAUGGAGCCUUGCGACGUCCUGGUAGAUUUGAUCGUGAGUUUAACUUUUCCUUGCCUGGUUGUGAGGCACGUGCUGAAAUAUUAGGCAUCCAUACUCGUAAGUGGAAGCAUCCUCCUUCAAAGGAACUGAAAGGGGAGCUUGCAGCUAGCUGUGUAGGUUAUUGUGGUGCGGAUCUAAAGGCUCUCUGUACUGAAGCUGCCAUCCGUGCUUUCCGUGAAAAAUAUCCACAGGUUUACACAAGUGAUGACAAAUUUCUCAUAGAUGUUGAUUCUAUCAAGGUAGAAAAGUAUCAUUUUAUUGACGCAAUGUCUACAAUUACUCCUGCUGCUCAUAGGGGAGCUAUUGUGCACUCUAGGCCAUUGUCUCUAGUAGUUCAACCUUGUCUUCAGAGACAUUUAGAGAAAACUAUGAGCAUCAUAUCUGAUAUUUUCCCUCCAGUAUCUGUUGCAUCAGAGUUGACCAAACUUUCAAUGCUUUCAUAUGGGUCUGCAAUUCCACUUGUGUAUCGGCCUAGACUUCUACUUUGUGGCGGUGAAGGUACAGGGCUGGAUCAUCUUGGGCCUGCUGUUUUACAUGAACUGGAAAAAUUUCCUGUACAUUCAUUAGGACUUCCAUCACUUCUGUCAGAUCCUAGUGCUAAGACACCGGAGGAGGCAUUGGUACAUAUAUUUGGUGAAGCAAGAAGAACAACACCAUCAAUUCUCUAUAUAUCGCAGUUUGAUGUUUGGUGGGAAACUGCUCAUGAACAGCUCAGAGCUGUUCUCUUGACUCUUUUAGAUGAAUUGCCAUCUGACUUACCUAUCCUACUACUUGGGACAACCUCAGUUACACUUGUGGAAGUUGACGAAGUGCCCACUUCAGUCUUCCCUCAUCGCUCAGUUUAUCAAGUGAACUUGCCAUCUACUGAAGAUAGGACUUUAUUUUUCGAUCGUUUAAUAGAAGCUGCCAUGUCAGUACUGUUAGAGGGAAUCAGCAAGAAAUCCCAAGAUACAAGAUGCCAUUCUGAACUUCCGAAGGCUCCAAAAUUGGUGAGUGGUCCAAAGGUGUCCGAGCUAAAAGCAAAGGUGGAAGCUGAGCAACAUGCACUUCGUAGAUUGCGAAUGUGUCUUAGGGAUAUUUGCAACCGGAUAUUAUAUGACAAACGAUUUAAUGCGUUCCAUUUUCCAGUGUCUGAUGAAGAUGCACCUAAUUAUCGCUCAAUCAUACAGAACCCAAUGGACAUGGCUACUGUCUUGCAACAUGUUGAUAAUGGCCACUAUAUCACAUGUGCUGCAUUCCUGCAGGACAUUGAUCUUAUUGUUUCCAAUGCAAAGACUUACAAUGGAGAGGACUACAAUGGUGCUAGGAUUGUUAGUAGAGCUUGUGAACUCCGUGAUGCGGUGCAGGGGAUGCUCUCACAGAUGGAUCCAGCACUGGUUGCAUACUGUGACAAGAUUGCUAGCGAAGGUGGUCCAGUUCAUUUGCCUGAUGAGUUAAGAGAUUCUACAUUUCCUGUUACUCCUGUGGUUCAACUAGGUACUGCUACUACCAGAAUGAGUGCUCGACUUCGUCAUGUCCAACCAGAGGUUAACAUGGAUAAGAGUUAUGAAGCACUGAAGCGGACUAAGAAGACAAGCGAUUUUCCUGCAGCAGAAGACAAAUCACAGGAAGAGUCAAUACCAUCAAAGUCCUCCCAGGAGCAUCAGACAAGUGACAUGGAUUCUGAACGGCCGGAACCUGUAACCAUUGAUGGAAAUUCAAACGGAACUGGAACAAAUAGCUUUGCUGAUGAUAGCAGCCUUAAUGAUGUCACAAUGCUUGAUGAUGAAUUUUCAAGCCAAGUGGAGUCCGUCAAGCAGCAUUUUGUUAAGCGCAGUGAAAAUUACAGCCUUCCACAGCUUGAAAGGAUUUACACGAGAAUCAUGAAGGGUGUAUUCGAAACCAAAGAAAAAGGAAUGAAUGAUGAUGAUAUUAAAACUUCAGUUGUGAGGUUUUUGUUGAAAUUUGUAGAGGAUGAUGCAAAUUUCUGACUAAUAUGGGUUUUCCCUCCCCCUCAAUGAAGGAAAGAUUUUACUGUAAAGUCGGGAUUUUUUAAUUUCAAUGUUAUUUUAUUGAGUACAA